Messenger RNA from Halichondria panicea, 2563 nucleotides. RefSeq lists its product as uncharacterized. The record is from RefSeq and is a predicted model, not a curated record. The transcript is spliced from 8 exons. NCBI's taxonomy places the organism in Eukaryota, Metazoa, Porifera, Demospongiae, Suberitida, Halichondriidae. The coding region runs from base 126 to 2336 and encodes 736 amino acids.
ACCACAAAGGAAUUGAUCAUAGAGUGCAUACAUGGCUGCAUGUAUAUGUAUAUCAGGAAGUAUUGAUUGUGAUUUACAAUAUUCAAGAAUGUGCUUAAUAGCUUACUGUAUAUCACACCAAAUGGAUGACAGAGUCAGUACAAGAUGGCAACUGUCCAGUCUGUGGAGCACCCACUGCUGAGGCUUCAAUUACAAGCACCUUUGCCGGCAGCAGUAAAACCAGACAAAGACGACAAGCCACUAGAUCUAUAAAUCUGGAGUCUGAUUCCAAUGCUCCUACAACCAGAGGUAGUACAUUUGCUCUUGCAUUUAUGAGAAUUUUUUUUUUCGGUACACCUGAAAUAACACUUUAUAUCACGACGGAACAAAAUGUGUCUAAUUUCACUAUCGAAACGAGGUAUUUUGGUCUAACAGAAUUCAACGAGGCAUCACCUGGCAGUGGAUUGUACUCUCGUACUGGCACAGCUCGGAGGGGGGAAUACACUAUCAUUCAAUUGCAAGCUGCUGCAGACUUUAAUGGUCUACCAGACUUUGGACCACCAGACUUAUCAGUAGGGAGGGUCGUAAUGAAUGAUGAUGCAGUUGAUAGACCAAAGGGAUUGAUUUUAACUGCAGAUAAUCAGAGUGAUGAGCUCACAAUAUAUGCUCUUAGCAGUUUUAUGAUCUCCGCUGGUACCUUCAUGGCUAUUAAUUGUGUCGAGUUUCCAACGGCAAGAGACUACCAAUAUUUCGUAUUCUCAUCUGAAGAUGAUGACAGCCAGUUUCUCAUCACACCCUGUCAAGAUAACACAACUAUUCGUGUUAGACCAUCACAACCAUACACUCACCCUUCCUGGGUGAAUCCAAGUGUGCAACGUACAACUCCGGGUACCUUGUCUGAGGAAGAAGCAAUCUAUGGACGACGUUUCAAUCGUUUUGAUACUCUGUUACUUAGCAGUGUGGAUGAUUUGACCGGCACUAUCAUUACAUUUGACAAGCCAUUGUCUGUCUUCAGUGGCUUUAUAGCUUUUCAUUAUUAUGUAGAGCAAAUUCCACCACACCCAACUUACGGCGAUGUUUUCUUUCUUGCACCAUUUGAAUUAUUUGGAUCUAAUUACUUUCGAAUAGGCUCUGUUAGUGAUGAAGCCUCUAUACAAGUCAACUGCCCAUGUGAGCGAGGCUCUGUGAGUAAUAAUAGAGUGCCCCUUUCAGGUUCUGGGGUAUUUUUCACUGCUGUUAUAAAUCGAGGCCAAUACGUUGAAUGUAGAACACCAUACAAUAGUCGUGCAUUUUGUAGCGUCCAAUCAACACGUCCAGUUACAGUCAUGAGUUACAACGUUGAUUUCAUAAACUCGAUGGUGUAUAUACCACCUGUUGAUUCCUAUCUGACUCGGUACAGUCUCACAAGUCUACUAGGUGAUUUUUUAAGCUAUACCCUCCAGGAACUAAACAUUGAUCAGGAAUUACUAGUCAAUGGAGAUGUAUUGACUCCGUCUGAUGGUUUCACUACCAUCAAUUGUAGGUCGGACUGUUUUGAGUCAAUGGUGUGUGGGCGGGGAGCUACUGGACACUUAGGCCAAGGAACCUUUGAUAUACAAUUUUCUGGUGAUGUACCAUUCUGGGGGUUUGCAUACAGUUUUGGUUUCUUUGCAUACCCUCUACCAUUUGAGAUGAGACCAAUAGGAUUGGCAUGGAUCCAAGCUCAAGACCUUGUUGUCAUGGAAACAAUGGGUUUAGUAGUUAUGGAGUUCAUGAUAACAAAAGGGGAUCGUUCGGUAAUAACAAGAGCUUUUGCUGUCACUAGAAAUGUGUCUGCAACAGAAGGAGAGGACUACAAUUCAACUGGCUUGUUCCGAGGUACAGGCAAUAAUAAUUUGGAAUGGAGAAUUGGUAAUUCAGCUCCCAAUGUUCUAUUUAUCGUGCCCAUAAUUGAUGAUGACAUUCCGGAACCAGUUGAAGUAUUAGAGAUUGUAGUUGAAUGUGAAGAUAAUGGAAACUGCUAUCUACCACGACGAUCUUACACCAUCACCAUUAUAGACGAUCAAGCUAUUUGUUUUGACCUGCCUCAAAUUGAAAUGGAGAAUGGUACCUUGGAAUAUAAUAUGGAGGAAGAUGUGUUUAAUGGCACUAGACCGAAUGGAACUGUUGCAACAUAUACUUGUAUCAAUGGGUUCAGACUGGAUGGAAAUGCCACUAGGAUAUGUGACACUGGAAAUUGGACGGGCACGGUACCUGUGUAUAUAGAAAUCUUUUGCUCCGACCUGCUUCAAAUUGACAACGGUACACUAAGUUUCAUUGGCUUUCCCUUGAAUGGCACUAGACCGAAUGGAACUGUUGCAACAUACAUGCACUUGUGAUGAUGGAUUCAACCUCUCACUAGGAGAUGCUACUAGGAUAUGCUUCGAUGAAUAUUGGACGGGUACUGAACCUGUGUGCACAACAGACCCAACAGUAUCGACUAUGCAGCCAACCAAUGAGGGAGGAGGUGUGUCUGACCCAGUGAUUAUCAGCAUCAUCGUCGUCGUGGUUGUGGCUGCUGUUGCUAUACUGGCAAUAAUUUACUGUCUCUGUUUUUUAAGGUCGA